Drosophila persimilis is the source of this 1214-nucleotide messenger RNA. Its product is annotated as zinc finger protein 239. Bases 69 to 995 code for a protein of 308 amino acids. The record is from RefSeq and is a predicted model, not a curated record. The transcript is spliced from 2 exons. Gene Ontology annotation, molecular function: zinc ion binding; DNA-binding transcription factor activity, RNA polymerase II-specific; RNA polymerase II cis-regulatory region sequence-specific DNA binding. Gene Ontology annotation, cellular component: nucleus. Gene Ontology annotation, biological process: regulation of transcription by RNA polymerase II. NCBI's taxonomy places the organism in Eukaryota, Metazoa, Arthropoda, Insecta, Diptera, Drosophilidae.
AAAAACAAAUUGACAAUAAUUCAUUAAAAAGACGCGGCCGACGGACGAUUUGGUUGAUUGACAAGGCAAUGGAGCAAAUAUGCAGAGUUUGCACGGGAAAGUCUAGUGAAUUUACAAACAUAUUUGAGGAGGCACAGAAGUGGGACACUUGCAUUGGUGACAUGAUAGCGCAGUGUACCGGGUACGACGUUAAGCGAGGUGAUUCAUUCCCUGAAAAUAUAUGCCCGCCAUGCCUUAAGGAUGCAGUAAAUGCCUUCAAUCUUAAGCAAACCUAUGAGCAAAGCCAUAAGCUCUACUUCCCAGUGAUGAAGAAGGGUAUACAAGAAGAUCUCUGUGAUAACGCUAAAGACGAGCAGGACUGGGAGCUGUCUGAUAGUAUAAGUGAGCACUCAAAAAGUGUGGCAUCCGAUGCACAAAUACAAAAAGAUGCUAGAGACAACAAUGAUAAUUUAGAUAGACCCUAUCAAUGCUUUUACUGCUCGAAGCUCUUUAAACAAAAAUCCCAUCUCAGCGAACACAUCCGUACCCACACUGGGGAGCGACCGUAUAAUUGUACUCACUGCUCGAAGUCAUUUCAACAAAAAUCGCAUCUUCAAGCCCACACGCGUAUUCACACUGGGGAGCGACCCUACAAAUGCGACCUUUGCUCGAUGUCAUUUCAACAAAAAUCCCAUCUGCAAGCCCAUACGCGUAUCCACACUGGGGAGCGACCCUACAAAUGCUCCUACUGCCCCAAAUCCUUUCAACAACAAUCACAUCUCGGCGACCACAUCCGUACGCACACAGGUGAUCGACCCUACAAAUGUGCUCACUGCUCGAUGUCCUUUAAGCUCAAAUCAACUCUCCAAGUACACACCUACACUCACACUGGGGAGCAGCCCUACAAGUGUUCUUACUGCUCAAAGGGCUUUAACCAUAGUACAUCUCUUAAAAGACAUACCCUUACCCACACGAAGAACGAGCAGACCAAAGAAAUAAACUAUAUUUCCCAGUGAUGGGAGAGGACGAAGAGGGUGUCGAAGAAACAUCUGUGAUAAUCUUGAAAACGAAAACUAGCUGUUUGAGAGUUGAUACAUGCAAUUAAAAAAAUAUGCAGCCUGAAAUUACUGAAAACGGUUGGUCUCCAGCAUCACUUCAGCAUACUGAUCUGAAUAAAGAUCUGUCGUAUACAUAUAAACAUAAUGCAAAUAAUAAAAAAGAUCCAUUAAAUCGUG